Molecule: messenger RNA, 605 nt
Organism: Dothidotthia symphoricarpi CBS 119687
Lineage: Eukaryota; Fungi; Ascomycota; Dothideomycetes; Pleosporales; Dothidotthiaceae
Exons: 3
Coding region: 25-417 (130 amino acids)
Biological process (GO): translation
Cellular component (GO): ribosome; mitochondrial large ribosomal subunit
Molecular function (GO): structural constituent of ribosome
Source: RefSeq, a predicted model, not a curated record
CAAGAAAAGCCAAUUAAACACACGAUGAAUGCGUUUCGCUGUCUACGGGUCCCGGCGACCGCGCUGCUCAGACCGUCGCUCGCAGCUCCACAGCGAUCCUCCCUCCUCCAACACUCCCGCUCCAUCUCGCUCCUCAGUCCGCGCCGCCCCAUGCUCGCCCAUCCCUCCCCCCUCGCCGCCCCCGGCACGCCAUGCGCCCCCGCGCCCUCCUCCGAAACGCUCGACUUGAUGGGCAAGAUAUCCGCGCACCCGGGGCUGGGGAGCAUGCAGAUCCGCUGCGGACCGCGAGAUACGUAUAAUCCGAGUCAUAUUGUGAGGAAGAGGAGACAUGGGUUUUUGACGAGGCUGCGGACGAAGAAGGGGAGGAAACUUUUGAUGCGGAGGCUGAAUAAGGGGAGGUGGAAUUUGAGCCAUUAGGGGGUGGAAGGAGGUGUGGUAUGGUUUGGAUGGGAGGGUGAAGGACGGGGAUUGUGCAGAGGAGGGAGAUACUGGGCGAGAGCAUUGUGUGUUUAUUGUACAUUGCACGCAUAGCCUGAAUAUGUGAUGGUAUGGUUAGUUGACUCGACUCAAUACACUCCGCCAAUUUCAAUGGUAGAGCAUACAAA